AUGGCAAACACCCUGUCCGAUCUAACCACCACUAUAGCAACCGCUCUAUCGAACCUCCCACCACCAGACCAGAUCCAAGAUGCUGAACGCAUGCAGCUUUUGGGAGUACUCGGCCAGCUGCACGACACGCUGGAACCUCCAUUGUUGUCUAUACAGCGUCUGUGCCUUUCACACUAUGGUAUCGUCGUGAUCCGGAUCGCACAAGGGAUGGGGGUUUUUGACGCAUUUGCUGAAUCGGGCGGUGCUGAAAUGACUGCGCAGGAGCUUUCGUCGAAGACUAAGGGAGAUGAUGCAUUAUUGGAGCGUGUUCUGCGUUUCCUCUGCGCUCACCGGCUUUGUAAAGAAACUGCCCCGGCGACUUACAAGCCUUUGCCGCAGGCGAUGAUGUUUGCGGGUGUCUCUGUGCCUGCGAGUAUGAUUAGACAUUUCCAUGCAUGCAUGCAAGCAUCUGUGAAGCUCUUUGAUUUUCUGGAGAAGAACGAGUACAAAGCCCCCGAAGACGCAUAUGAUUCGCCCUGGCAGUUCGCGUACAACACAAACGAUCACUUCUGGGACUGGCUGCAGAAGAAUCCAGAUAAUCAGCAGGCCUUCAAUUCCGUUAUGACGGGAGCCCAAGAGCACCGCGGCGAGGACUGGUUCGAGAUAUACCCAGUGAUGGAAAAAUUAGACGUUUCCCAAUCUCCAGACCGAGUCCUGCUCGUCGAUAUUGGUGGCGGCGUUGGGCAAGGCCUUAUAGCGUUUAAGAAGCGGUUUUCUGAGUUACCAGGGGAUCUAGUCCUUCAGGAUCUGCCGCAGGUGAUUGACGACAUUCAAAACCCGCUUCCGGAUGGCAUUUCUGCAACGAAGCACAACUUUUUCGACCCGCAGCCGGUCCGUGGCGCGAUGGCAUACUAUAUGCGGACGGUUUUGCAUGACUGGCCGGAUAAGCAAGCGUUGAUUGCCCUUUCUCAUAUCCGUGAGGCUAUGAGUGAGGACUCGGUCCUGUUUAUCCACGAGCAUACGACCCCGGCCGGUGCCAAUGUGCCGCGACUGGCCGCGACGCUGGAUUUUCAUAUGAUGGAAAUUUUCUCCUCGCUUGAGCGGACAGAGACCCAAUGGGUGGCUCUUCUCGAGAAGGCUGGGUUCAAGGUUGUGAAGGUUUAUAAUUAUAAGAGCCAACCAGACACCAUCCCCAGCGCCCUGUUUGAGGCGACUUUGUGA
Aspergillus puulaauensis is the source of this 1200-nucleotide messenger RNA. RefSeq lists its product as uncharacterized. The record is from RefSeq and is a predicted model, not a curated record. Gene Ontology annotation, molecular function: O-methyltransferase activity. Bases 1 to 1200 code for a protein of 399 amino acids. The transcript is spliced from 4 exons. NCBI's taxonomy places the organism in Eukaryota, Fungi, Ascomycota, Eurotiomycetes, Eurotiales, Aspergillaceae.